Messenger RNA from Staurois parvus, 3429 nucleotides. NCBI's taxonomy places the organism in Eukaryota, Metazoa, Chordata, Amphibia, Anura, Ranidae. The record is from the annotation of a GenBank genome assembly.
AUGAGGCCUGAGGAUCUCGAGUCAAUGGUUCAAUCGCUUGCUCAUCUUCUGCGGGACAAUGGGGACGGGGUGCUGGACGAAAGCCACAGCCUGACCCUUCUCACCCCAACCCUACAAGUCGUCACCCACCUGUUUGAUCUGCUCUUUCCGCGGGGCCCGGGAACUGGGUUCCAGGCACUUUCCGCCCACCCUACCGAUAGCGGUGCCAUUCUGCGCUCACAGUUCCUGCUCGAUCUUGCGCAGAAGACUCCAGCAUUGAAGAUUAUUCACCUUGAUGAAUGUCCCCCCCAGUUUGAUGUGAAUAUUUUUCCAUUUAAGUCCUUAAAAAGUUUAGAGUUACAAUGUCUCCCCCCACACUGCCUAAGGGGGCUGCGAGGUGUAUACUCACAGUUGGAGAUCCUGACUUGCUCACAAUGUGUGACCAGCAUAGCGGAGGUGAUCUCUUCUUGUGGGGGGGAUCUGAGUUCUGCCCUACCCUGGUUGGAACUGCACACACUCAACUUCAGCAAAAAUGCCAUCCACAGCCUGGACCAGUCUCUGGAACUGUUGAACAGUCUGAGGUCUUUGGACUUGAGUAACAAUUUCAUCAAAGACUGCGGCCCACAUUUAAAGAUUCUCUCUGAGCUCCAGCACCUGAAUCUGGCGUAUAAUUCACUGGAAUCCUUCCCGGAGCUCAGCAUACAGUCCAGCGUACAGCUCCAAACUGUUAUCUUAAGUUACAACAAGCUGUCCUGCACCAAAGGGCUGGAACAUCUCACAAACCUUCAUCACUUGGAUCUGUCAUAUAACCUGCUGGACAAUCACUCACAGCUCAAAGGUUUAGCUCGGAUGCAUAACCUGAAAGAGCUCAUCCUGGAAGGAAAUCCUAUGUGCUACCUCCCAGACCAUCGAGCACUGACCGCCCAACACCUGUCCCGUAAAGCCUCUGACAAGGUUUUACUGGAUGGAAAUCUGAUAACCGCAUUGGAUAAAGUCAUGACUACAUACGUGUACAGAGAGCGGAUAAUACUGCCACGAGGCUACAAUUCGGCCACAGAGAGUUCCUGCACUGGGGAACUGAGCGACAGCUGCUCUGCUCCAGAGAGGAUCGCCACCCGGAUUCCUCGCAAAAAAUCCAAGGUUAAAGUCCGCAGAGCCAGCAUCUCAGAACCCAGUGACAGCGAAUGUGAGCGGGAGCCGCGGAGUCAGCCAGUAGUGGUUCUGCAACACCAAAGAGACAUUGAGCGCACAGAUAGCUUCCGUGAACAGUUUGGCGAAGAUUGGUUGCAGUACCGCUCUCACCUGGAGGAGGAGCUCAAUAAGGACCGAAAUGGCAAUACCCCCAGAAAUCCCGUAUAUUCCCAGCCUUUCACGAAGAGCAAGUCAUCGCCCAUAACACUGCAGACAGCUGGCAGAACAGGCAGCCUGUCACCUGUCCCUGCAAACCCAGGUCCAGCUAGACCUCCCACCCCGGAGGUCAGCACAGCCCCUCUAGCCGCAGAUCUGCUGAUAGAAAAGAUAGAGGAUGUCCUGGAGGAUGGAUUGUGGGAGCCGCAGACAAUCGACAAGACAGAGGAGGAGGAGGAGAUUAUAAAAGAUGCCCUAUGCUUGCCAGUAACUGUAUGCCCUAUUUUGGAUGGGCAGCCACGUAACCCUGACUGGCCAUGGGUCUUUGUGCGUGUAACUCGCCAGCACCUCCUGGAGAUCGAUCUGGAACGUGGAAGGGUGCUGGUUCGGAGGGAGCUUCAAAGUUUGCGGGAAAUUCAGACCUCGGUCACUCAGUGGGACUGGAAUGGGGAGGAGCAAGAGCUUCCUGUGCUGGCGCUGUUCUUCCAUUCGGUAUGUGAGGAUAAGCAGUGUGCCCGCUACGUGGUACUGGACAAUACGUCUGAGAUCUCCAUAAAGACACUGCUGGAUGUGUUGAAUCCCAUUCUAGAAGAGAAUCUGAGACUGAUCGCUGAGGGGGAAGAAGGUCCUCCCAAACUGCAGUGCCUCAAGUGCAAAAGUGAAUUCACCCACCAGGACGACAGUGGCGUUGUUUUCAGUUGCGAGGGAGAAGGGCAAUCACAGGACAAGAUGUCGCAUGGUCUGCACAAUAAUCACUCAGAUCAUACUGGCUGCCCAUCCUGCGGGAGCUUCCACGUCAUCUUGGCCCCGGUAGACCAGAACAGCAGCUCCAGCACGCCAACGCAGUCCUCUCCACCUGAAGGCACUGAGAGCAAGGGGCAAAAGUUCUUUCUGGGUGGAGAUGACAGAGACAGUUCAGAAACCAGCAGCAGCAGCUGUCUGGGUGGUACUGACAGCAUAUUGAAUGGCACAACCACAUCAGAUGCCAACAUUACCGGCCUGACUGGAAGUUAUAGAUCUUUCACUACGACCCCUCCAGCCAGGCAUGAUAGCAUGGUGCUCCAGGACAACUGGCAAGUUAGUCCAAAUUCUCUCAGCCCACACCAGACUCUGGAUUUCCGGCUAGUGGAUCACCGUCUAAAGUUAUAUCUCGAUAUGGAGAUCCUAGUGGGGGAGAUGGAGGAAUUCCAAUGUUAUAUGAAGGUACCUGUGGUUCGUUUUGGGAAAGAGGGGGCGUUUUGGGCACUUGUAGUGGUUUCUAAUCAGAAAAUCUACUUUCUGGAGAUAACCGGAGAAACUAGUGGUCCUCCCUCUGAUUGGCUGAGUCCUGGAGAGGAACAGAACCUGACUUCUCUCACCCACCUGCACAUUGGACUGCAGAAACAAACCUUACAUCUUGGAUUCAACACCCCUGAGGCGGCCUACACCCUGCUCACCCGGAACUGCCACUUCAGCACAAUAUUCGCAGAGAACAUUCUGGAUUCAAUGUUUGAGCUUCCCCCACGUUAUCGCAGUGCUCUGGACCACAGCGUCGAUGAGGGAAUCAUGCAGGGGCAUCAUCUUUGGCAUCUCCUACAUGAUAACCUUGAAGAAGGCAGCGGCGGCCCGAGUGAAUAUCACUAUGCGCUGGCGUAUUUCAUGCAAGAGGAUGCGUCAACUGAUAAACCAGCAAAUUUGUGUGCGAAUGACACCAUGGUUCCACAUAAUACAUCAUCACCUGCAGCAAAGGCACAAGGCGCUGCGAAUGCUACAGCGGUCACUUUGCUGCUCACCCAUAAUCAUAUGUACAUCCUGGAGGAGACCCAUCAGUGGCUUCACAAUCCAUCGCCUGCCGGAGAAGACACCGAUCAGGAGCCCUUGGACAGGGUUCAGGUCAAGGAAAAGCAGCCCAUUAGCAGCAUCAGCUCUGUGCAUCUGUACAGCUCUGCAACACUGCAUCUCCGCAUCCAGCUUUAUAAUGAGACACAGCAGAAGGAAAGUGCUUGGCUCUUGUGGACGGAGGACCCGGAUCUUCCUAAAGAGAUAGCAGAGUGGCUGCGGGUUCCCUGGGAAGCUGAAUAUCACAUACACUUCAAUCCGGUUAUUCAUGAGACCCUGGACUGA